Messenger RNA from Armigeres subalbatus, 5175 nucleotides. RefSeq lists its product as uncharacterized. Gene Ontology annotation, biological process: DNA integration. Bases 1 to 5175 code for a protein of 1724 amino acids. Lineage: Eukaryota; Metazoa; Arthropoda; Insecta; Diptera; Culicidae. The record is from RefSeq and is a predicted model, not a curated record. The transcript has a single exon. Gene Ontology annotation, molecular function: zinc ion binding; nucleic acid binding.
AUGGAGAAGAUGAAGCAGUUGAUACAUCAGCGCGGUCAAGUGAAAGGGCGAGUAACGAAAAUCGUUAGGAAGCUUAGUGAAGCGGCAGAUGAACCGGAAACCACGAGUUUUUCGCAGUUGAAGGCAUUAGAGAAGAAACUGGAACUGAAUUUCUCCGAGUACACAACGAAGCAUGACUUGAUCAUUGACAUGUGCAACGGUGAGAAUUUGGAGGAACAGGAUGAGAAGAUGGAGGAGUUCGAUGAGCUGCAUACUGAUGCAUUGAUGAAGCUUAAUCUUCUGAUGGAUUUCUUCCGUAGUAAUCCCGCACCGACUAACGUUGGAGCUCCUCAAGUAAUCGUCACCCAGCAACCUCUAAGGCCACCGAUUCCAACUUUCGAAGGAAGGCCAAAAUUCAAGGCACUAUUCAACGACCUGGUUGGAAAGUGCGGUGACUCCGAUGCAACCAAGCUACAGUACCUUGACAAAGCAUUGAUUGGGGAUGCUUCUGGAAUACUGGACGCUAGAAUCAUCAAUAACAACAACUACCUGCAAGCGUGGAAGCUGUUAGAAGAGCGUUUUGAGAAUCCUAGAGUGAUUAUUGAUACUCACAUAUCUGGUUUGCUGUCUAUGAAAGCAAUUUCCAAGCAGAGCUACAAGGAUUUGAGAUCACUAAUCGACACGUGCAGUCGUCAUGUGGAAGGCCUGAGGUUCAUGAAACAGGAGGUUGACGGAACGGCGGGACUCAUCGUAGUGAAAUUAUUAGCCAUGUGCCUGGAUGGAGAAACACGGAAGCAGUGGGAGCAAACCUUGGAGCAUGGCGAACUUCCCGAUCUGGAUGACACCCUGAAGUUUCUCCGCAAUUAUUGCCAGGUACUCGAGAGAUGCGAGGUAGACAUAGCGUCAGCAAAGAUAGCAUUUAAACCACUUGCAACCGGAAGAACAACCGCCCAACCGAUAAAUUCGCAUCCAGUGACUUCGAGUUUAUCGGAUAAUGUGUGUGAAUUAUGUGAAGGUCAGCACAGCAAUUACAAAUGUUCUAAAUUCUUGAGCAUGAGUAUCGAUCAGUGUGUUACCAAAGUGAAACAAGUUGGAUUAUGUUUUAACUGCCUUCGUAAGGGUCAUCAAAGCAGAAUCUGUCCCUCGGACAAGGUAUGUUCGAAGUGCUCUAAAAGGCACCAUACAAUGCUGCAUUUCGAGCAGGUGCCCCAAGCUGAAUCGGAGCAACAGAGUGAUAGCGGAGAAUCUGGUUCAACCGAAGUGAAGACAGUAUCAACAUUGCUCCCGGAAAAUCCUGUGUCCACAGCAUGUUCUAGUGUUCAGCGACGAGCGAAACAAGUGCUUUUGAUGACGGCAUUAGUGAAUGUAGUGGCGAAGAGUGGAAAGUCCUUGAAAUUACGUGCUCUUCUUGAUUCGGGAUCUCAAGUCAACUUGAUUUCUGAUUCCGCCGUGAAGCUACUGUCUCUUACAAAGUAUCCAGCCAAUAUUCCUGUAGUGGGCGUGGGUGGUACUCGAUCUCAGAUUCGACAUCAUGGGAUCUUGAAGCUAUUCUCUGAUUAUUCUAAAUUCGAGAGUAAUGUGGACUGUUUGGUGACAACGAGAGUGACGGGAAAGAUUCCAUCCGUUGCAGUCAAGAUCUCGGAAUGGAAGUUUCCUACUGGAAUUGUGUUGGCCGAUCCCAGUUUUAAUGAAUCGAAGGAUGUGGAUCUACUGAUUGGUGCGGAGCUAUUUUUCCAAAUUUUGAAGCAAGCCCAGUUGAAGAUUUCCGAGGAUUUGCCUACUCUGUAUGAGACCCAAUUCGGGUGGGUUAUGGCUGGUGCUAUAGAUGAAGUCGAUGAUGAAGUCGUAAACGUAUUAUGCGCAACUGAUGAGGACCCAUUACUGAAGAGUAUUCAAAGAUUUUUUGAACAAGAGGAGCUUCCAGAGGAGAGGGUACUCACGAGUGAGGAAGAAGCGAUUGAGGAGCAUUUUCGUUCAACGUACCAUCGAGAUGAGCAAGGCCGUUUUGUGGUUCAACUUCCGUUCCGUGAAUCUCUCAACCAAUUAGGGGAUUCUCGGUCAUUAGCAAUGAGAAGAUUCUUGUCAAGUGAGAGGCGCCUGGCCAACGACCCUGAGAUGAAGAAUAUGUACCAAUCCUUCCUUAAGGAAUACGAAGACCUCGGCCACUGUCAUGAGAUUCGCGAGGAAGACGAUCCUCCGGGUCAACAGAGUUACUACUUUCCGCAUCAUGCUGUCCUUAAACCUUCAAGUACUAGCACAAAGUUACGUGUUGUGUUUGACGGAAAGGCGAAGUCUAAUGGUUUAUCUCUUUAUGAGGUUUUGAUGAUCGGCCCUAAGAUCCAGAGCGAUCUGUUUUCUAUCGUACUCCGUUUCAGAAAACACGUUUAUGCAUUUUCAGCUGAUGUCGAGAAAAUGUAUAGACAGGUGAAAAUUGAUCACAGUCAAACCCGAUAUCAAAGAAUAUUUUGGCGAGACCAACCGAAUGAACCGUUGAGGGUGUUGGAAUUGACAACGGUGACCUACGGGACGUCACCCGCUUCAUUCCUAGCCGUAAGGUCUAUGCUGCAACUAGCAAGAGAAGAAAAGGUUAACUUUCCUGCCGCAGCGCAGGUCGUGACGGAGGAUUGUUACAUGGACGAUGUGUUGAGUGGUGCUUCUACUUUGGACUCUGCAAAACAAUUGAGAUCCGACAUUGAGGAGCUUCUGAAGAGAGGAAUGUUUCCAGUCAGAAAGUGGUGUUCGAAUGACGAAGAUGUGCUUGAAGGUGUCCCCGAGCAGGACCGUGACACCUUGGUGCGCAUUCAAGAUUCAAGCACAAACAAGACCAUUCGGGCCUUGGGUAUUUUGUGGAAUCCACGAAGUGACAUGUUCCUGUUUUGUAGAAACCCUGAAUCUACCCAUAUUGACGGUAGCGUGACGAAAAGAAGUGUACUAUCCCUUAUCGCAAAACUUUUCGAUCCGUUGGGCCUCAUAUCUCCUGUCAUAGUAUUGGCCAAAUCCAUCAUGCAGCAAUUGUGGAGUGAUGGUAUUGGCUGGGAUGAUAAAAUUGAGGGUGGAGUGUUGGAUAAGUGGAUGAUUUUCCAACAUGCCCUAGUGAAAUUGAACGAAAUAGAAAUUCCUAGAUGUGUUGUGGUUCCCGAAGCGCAUCGUAUCGAGAUUCAUGGUUUCUCUGAUGCAUCGUGUAUUGCCUAUGGUUCCUGUAUAUAUUUGCGAUGUAUCCGGGAAGAUGGAGUGGUAUCAGUUAAAUUGUUAUGCAGUAAGUCAAGGAUCGCUCCUUUGCGGCGUCUUACGAUGCCUAGAUUGGAACUUUGUGCUGCCGUUACGCUAGCAAGAUUGGCUAACGCAGUGAUACCUAUCUUGAACAUCAAAAUCGAUGAUGUGAAACUGUGGAGUGAUAGUCAAAUUGUGCUGGCCUGGAUAAAGAAGAAUCCAGAUCAACUCCAGGUCUACGUCAGAAACCGAGUGUUGGAGAUUGAUAGAUUGUGUAGUGCUUAUGAGUGGAAAUACGUCAAGUCAGAAGAUAAUCCAGCAGAUCUAGUGUCCAGAGGGUGUUAUCCAGAAGUAUUACGACGUUCAGAUAUCUGGUGGAAUGGCCCACCAUUUUUGCGACAUAUUGACUACGAGAUGCAGGAGACUCCGGUGAUUCACGACGACGAAUUGCCAGAGUUAAAGGCGCAACUAUGUAAUCCAGCAGUCGAGAUUGAGGAUGAACCUGUAUUCCAGCGGUGUGGAACCUUUUCGAAACUCCAACGCGUAUUGGCUCAGGCGGUGAGAUUCACACGGCUUGUUAGAAUGUCGAAAGAGAAUCGUGCAGAUAACAAAUACAUCUCUGUGCAAGACAUACGAAAGGCGACCUUGUACAUAAUACGAGUUCUACAGAAGAGAGAAUUGUGUGAGGAGAUUCAGUGUGUUCAGCGAGGAGAGUUACCAAAACGACAUGCGAAUCUUCAACCUUUCUUAGAUAAACAAGGAUUGCUACGUGUAGGUGGUCGGCUGCAAAAUUCUAAACUUCCGUUUGACGCCAAACAUCAAUUACUUCUUCCGCAAAAUCACCGAGUCACGGAAAUGUUAAUUCGCAAAUAUCACGAAGAGAGAUUACAUGAAGGGCCAUCCGGCCUGCUGGCAGCGAUACGUCAGAAGUACUGGUUAAUCAAUGCUAGAUCUGCCAUUCGGAAGGUGACUCGGAGCUGUGUUAAGUGCUUUAGAGUCAAUCCAAGAGGAGUGCAACCUUUAAUGGGAAAUCUUCCUGAGGAACGUGUGAACAUUGCAGCAGCAUUUGAACUCACCGGAGUUGACUAUGCCGGCCCUGUGAUAGUGAAGGAAGGAAGGUACAAGCCAAAACACAUCAAGGCAUACAUCGCGUUGUUUGUGUGUCUUACGACGAAAUCAAUCCAUCUCGAGCUAGUUUCGGAUUUGACUACGGAAUCAUUUCUCUCUGCGUUGGAUCGGUUUGUCAAUCGACGAGGGAUGGUCCGUAAAAUAAUGUCGGACAAUGCAACCAAUUUCGUUGGAGUUUCUAACGAGCUCCAUCAGCUAUUUCUAAUGUUUCGUAACGAGAUCGAAAGAGUGAAAAUCAACGAUUUCUUGCUCAAACUUGCUAGAUCUCCAAAUUUUGGAGGAUUAUGGGAAGCAGGAGUAAAGGUUGUUAAGUCACAUCUACAUCGAACAUUGGGAAACGCAAUUCUGACAUUCGAGGAGUUUUCUACUGUUCUGACGCACAUCGAAGCUAUAGUCAAUUCCAGACCUUUGUAUGUUCUAUCUGAUGACCCAAGUGAGCCGCUACCGAUAACCCCUUCUCAUCUAAUGUUUGGUAAACCAUUGGAGCCGAUCCAGAAGCCUUCGUACGCCGGUAUAGCGGCUAAUCGUUUAUCGCGCUAUCAAUAUUUGAAUCAUCUGCGCGAACAGUUUUGGUCAAGAUGGUCGCGUGAAUAUUUGUCUACACUUCAGUCAAGAGCAAGAUGGGCAAAAAGUGAACCAAACUUGAAAAUGGGUACCAUUGUGCUAUUAACGGAAGACAAUCUACCAGUUCAAUCAUGGAGGAUGGGCCAAAUUGUUGCGCUUUACCCAGAUAGGGACAAUGUGAUUAGAGUCGCCGACGUCAAGACCACAACGGGCAUUUUUCGUCGCUCUAUUCGAAAAUUGGCACCUCUUCCUAUUGCUGACAACGUCGAAUCAUCGAUUCCUGUUUUGGAAUAA